Molecule: messenger RNA, 990 nt
Organism: Humulus lupulus (European hop)
Lineage: Eukaryota; Viridiplantae; Streptophyta; Magnoliopsida; Rosales; Cannabaceae
Exons: 3
Coding region: 1-990 (329 amino acids)
Source: RefSeq, a predicted model, not a curated record
AUGGAAGAGUCCAAGGAAGUUUUGAUGGAAAGAAGGGUCUGCGAUAAGGUGAUUCGAUUUCUCCAUUGUUUUUUUGUCCUGGUUAUGGAGUACCUUACAAGGCUGCUGCUCCAAGCUUCUUGUUCGGCUAAUUUUCGAUUUCAUCCACUUUGUAAGUGCCUGGGCUUGGUGAGAUUGUGCUUUGCUGAUGAUCUUAUCAUUUUUUGCAAAGGGGAUUCCAAGGCUACUAAGGUUCUCAAGGAGGCUUUUGAUGAGUUUAGCAGUUGCUCUGGAUUGAUAGCUAAUCAGUCCAAAUCCCAUGUUUAUUAUGGGGGAGUUAAAGAAUCUGAGAAACAUAGUAUUGCUGCUUUGGUUAGCUUUGAAGAGUGGGCAGCUUUCCGCUUAAGACGAGCUCAACUUAUUCACUCGGUCCUACUUGGCACCAGGAGUUAUUGGAUGAGUAUUUUUAUCUUGCCUCAAAAGGUAGUUAAGGAAAUUGACAAGAUUUGCAGAAUAUUCAUGUGGGGUGGACAUGGAAACACUAGUAAGUUGCAGUUUGCUUCUUGGGAGUUUGAUUUCUGGGACUAUGAUGUGAAGGCGGAUGUGAGUUGGUAUUGGAGAAAACUGUUUCAUCUCAAAACCAGCUUCACUCGAGAUGAUAUCUUGGCAGCUGAUGCAAGUGGCAGAUUUCUGAUUGGUAAAAUCUAUGACAAAUUCCUUUCUCACUUUGCAAAGAGUGAGAGUUGUGGAGUAGUUUGGUGUAGAUUGGCAGUACCUAAACAUAGAUUCACUCUUUGGCAAGCUAUUAAUCAUCACCUUUUAACUAGAGAACUUCUAAGUACUCAGCGGGUUGUUGUGGAUUCUUUGGAUUGCUUUGUUUGUGGUCUUGGUAGGGAUUGUCAUGAACAUCUCUUCUUUGACUGUCUUUAUUCUAGAAAGGUUAUUCGGCAGGUUCAGACUUGGUUGGGCUCUGAGAUUUGGCCAUUGAAUCAUGCAGUCUGGCUUCAAUGA